GUAUGUUUGCGGCGCAGGGAGCGGUACCUGCGCCACCCACGCGCUUUGCGAGGCUGCGGGGGUCUUCCCGCUGCCUGACCGCGUAUCCUUCGCACAGGGCGCCUGCGUCGGCGUGCCAUGUGCAACUGCGUACUACACCCUGAAGCAUCGCGCGAAGGUCAGAGAAGGCCAAAGUGUCUUCAUCCAUGGCGCCUCCGGCGCUGUUGGCCUAGCAGCGGUGCAGAUUGCGAAGCACCUCGGCUGUCGCGUCGUGGGCACGGCUGGCACCCCUCCGGGGCUCAGCGCCGUGGUGGCUGCCGGCGCGGACGCAGCGCUGAACCACCGUGAGAGUGGCUACCUGGAAAAGUGCCGAGAGCAUGCGCCGGAUGGGUUCGAUGUCCUUCUUGAGAUGGCUGCACAUGCGAACCUCGCGGCCGACCUGACAGUCGCGGCCAAGAGGUCCUGCAUUUGCAUCGUGGGCUCCAAAGCCGAAGCCGUGGGCAUCAACCCGCGCGCCCUGAUGCCCUCGGAGAUGGACAUCCGUGGGGUCUUCCUGGGCUCUGCCACAGCAGAAGAGCGAGCAGAGAUACACAGUGGAUUACAUGACUUGAUGGCUGGGGGAGCGCUCGCUCCGGUCGUCAGCUUGCAGCUUCCGCUUCAGGAAGCGGCCAAGGCGCACGUGGAGGUGAUGCAGCCCAGCGCAGGGGGUGCAGCUGGAAACGUGGUGCUGCUGCCCUUCGCGGAGUCCAGCUUGUGA
Symbiodinium pilosum is the source of this 736-nucleotide messenger RNA. NCBI's taxonomy places the organism in Eukaryota, Dinophyceae, Suessiales, Symbiodiniaceae. The record is from the annotation of a GenBank genome assembly.